Molecule: messenger RNA, 3519 nt
Organism: Onychomys torridus (southern grasshopper mouse)
Lineage: Eukaryota; Metazoa; Chordata; Mammalia; Rodentia; Cricetidae
Gene: Slc9c1
Product: solute carrier family 9 member C1
Exons: 27
Coding region: 1-3519 (1172 amino acids)
Biological process (GO): proton transmembrane transport
Cellular component (GO): membrane
Molecular function (GO): sodium:proton antiporter activity; monoatomic ion channel activity
Source: RefSeq, a predicted model, not a curated record
AUGGAAGAAAUUGCCGAGAAUUUAACUACAUCGCAAACUGCCAGACUAAGUAAUGCAUGGCUGGAUCUUCUGAAAAGUGUGUUUCUGAGCACUCCUCGGGACCUCCCUGAAAUCAUUCUAAUACUAUCUUUGAUCUGUACUAUUGGAGCAUUUUUGAACAUGCAUCUGAAAGAUUUCCCAAUUCCUCUUCCUGUGGUACUAUUUUUAAUUGGAUGCUGUUUUGAAAUCCUGAGCUUUAAGUCAACUCAGAUCCAGAUAUAUGCAGAUGCCAUACAGUGGAUGGAUCCAGACACAUUUUUUGGUAUAUUUACACCAGUAAUUAUCUUUAAUGUUGCAUUUGACAUGGAUAUAUACAUGCUCCAGAAGUUACUGUGGCAGAUAGUCUUAAUUACAAUUCCUGGAUUUGUGAUUAAUUAUACCUUAAUACUUUGGUAUCUGCAAUCUGUGAAUAAAUUAUCUUUGAAGACAGUCCCCUGGUUACUAUUUUCAGCUGUUCUUAUAAGUUCAGAUCCUAUGCUGACUUCCGCCGCCAUCAGAGACCUUGGUCUUUCUAGAAGCCUCACAAAUUUAAUUAGUGGAGAGAGUCUAUUGACUUCAGUUAUAUCCUUAAUUAUAUAUAGUGGUGUUGUGAAUAUCAACUUCAAGUCAAAAUAUGUGAACCGUACCCUAGCCCAUAGUGUCAUAUCUACAGCUUGGGGGUAUCUUAUCGAAAGCUUCUUGUUUGGAAUCCUAGCCACAAAGCUGAUCCAGCUAUGGAUAUCUACCAUUUUUGGUGAUGUCAAUCACAUCACUCUGAUCUUUUCGCUUCUCUACCUCAUCUUUUAUGUCUGUGAGAUAGUUGGAAUGUCCGGAAUAUUUACUGUGGCCACCAUGGGACUUUUUCUAAAUUCUACAAGUUUUAAACCAGGAGUUGGAGCAUUUCUCAUUGAAUUCUGGAAUUGUCUGUCCUUCGUUAGUUUUCUUAUGGUGUUUACUUUCAUUGGACUUCUAAUCCCUGCACACACGUAUUUAUACAUAUCAUUUUCUGACGUAUAUUAUUCAAUAAAUAUCUACUUCACACUGAUUAUUUUAAGACUUCUGGUCUUUUUACUAAUGAGCCCCAUUUUGUCUCGACUUGGUCAUGGGUUCACCUGGCGCUGGGUAUUCAUCAUGGUCUGGAGCGAGAUGAAAGGGACACCAAACAUAAACAUGGCCCUCCUGCUCGCCUACUCUGACAUUUCUCUUGGUUCUGAGAGAGAAAAAUCUCAAAUAUUAUUUCAUGGAGUGUCAGUAUGCUUAAUUACCCUGAUUGUCAAUAGAUUUAUUUUGCCAGUGGCAGUUUCUAAACUAGGUCUUCGUGAUGUAACAUCAACAAAACAUAAAUCUGUUUAUUACACAUUCAAACACUUUCAAGAGCUCACCAAGUCUACAGCCAUGGCACUCAAAUUUGACAAAGAUCUUGCUAAUGCUGACUGGAACAUGGUUGAGAAAGCAAUUAUACUUCAAAAUCCAUAUGAAUUGAAUCACCAAGAAACAACAGAGCAUCAGAAGGUGAAAUGUCCAGACUGCAACAAGGAAAUAGAUGAGACCCUCAACACUGAAGCAAUGGAGCUGACCAACAGGCGUCUCUUGUCAGCACAGAUAGCGAGCUACCAACGCCAGUACAGGAAUGAGAUUCUGUCCCAGAGUGCAGUGCAAGUGUUGGUAGGCGCAGCUGGAAGCUUUGGUGAGAAGAAGGGAGAAUAUAUGAGUCCUGAGACCAUAAAGAAGUAUUCUGAAAGCAAAAAAUUCCUCUCUUUCAUUAGAAAAUUACUACUCAACUGGGUGUAUAAUACUAAAAAAGAUAAAGGGGUUCCAUCAAGACACUUGUUUCUUCACUUAUGCCAUAAAAUAGUCUUUACAGAUGAAUUUGAGUACACUGGAUACCUUGCUGUAUUAAUGAACAUAUAUCCUAUGAUAAUCUGCUGGAUAUCCCGCUUAAAGGACAUCUAUAAACAUGAAAUAAAAUGUGCUAACUACUAUUUUCUUAACUUUUAUACUCUAGAGGCUCUACUUAAGAUGGCAGCAAUGAGGAAGGAAUUUUUUUCACACUCCUGGCUUAUGUUAGAGCUGGGGAUUACCUUAGUGGGCAUCAUGGAUGUAGUGCUUACCGAAACAAACUCCAUUAAUUACAAUUUGGACUUAACUGAGACGGUGAUCUUCAUGAAUGUAGUUCGACUCCUUCGGAUACUCCGCAUCUUGAAGCUCAUAACACCAAAGUUGCUGCAAAUAAUAGACAAAAGAAUGAGCCACCAGAUAUCCUUUCGGUAUGCUGUACUAAAGGGCUAUGUCCAGGGGGAAAUGGAUGUGCUGAAUAUAAUCGACCAGAUCACAAGUUCCAAACAGACUAAACAGAUAUUGUUAAUGCGGGUAACAAGGAAUAUGGAACGUGCCAUGAAAGAGUUAGGCUACUUAGAGUAUGAUCAUCCAGAAACUGCUGUCACUCUGAAAACCAAGGAGGAGAUUAAUGUCAUGCUCAAUAUGGCUAGAGAGAUUGUCAAGGCUUUCAGGUCCAAAGGAAUUAUACAUAAAGUAGAAGACGUUGAAAUUAACAAGUUAAUCAUGGCCAAAAAGUUUGAAGUGCUUGAACUACAGUCUGUCAUCCAGCCUCUCAACAUUGAAGAAUCCCCAUUCUAUAUCCCCUGGCUUGGUAAAGAUAUUGAGAUGAUAAGGUUUAUUCAGGAAAAAGCAAAAAUUCUAACAUUUGACUGUGGAAAUAACAUAUUUGAAGAAGGUGAUGAGCCAGAAGGAAUCUAUGUAAUUAUUUCAGGCAUGGUCAAGCUUAAAACGUCAAAGCCACAGCUGGAGUUGGAAAGAGUGCCCUUGGAGUCAGAUGUUAAAACUCAUCCACUACUUUACACAGAAUAUUUGCUCAGUGGGGAGAUAAUAGGAGAGCUAAACUGCUUGACUAAAGCACCGAUGCAAUUUUCUGCUACCUGCAAAACUGUCGUGGAGACAUAUUUCAUUCCCAUCAGUCACUUGUAUGAAGCUUUUGAGGAAAAAUAUCCUAACAUGAAACAAAAAAUGUGGCAGAAAAUUGGGCUUGGUAUUACUGCCCAAAAGAUCCGGGAACACUUAUCUUUUGAGGACUGGAACUAUAAGAUGCAGCUGAAACUCUGCAAUGUCUUCAUAAGGGACAUACCCAAGACCACUAAAACCGACAUCUAUGAUGAGACUGUAACCCACGUUGUUCUAAUCCAUGGAUCUGUGGAAGACUGCCAGUUGCGAAAAAUUUAUAAGGCACCGUUCCUAAUUCCUGUGACAUGCUACCAGAUACAAGGCAUCGAAGAGUUCACAAAAGUAAUGAUUAUUCAAACUUCAGUUGCUGUACGAAAAUUCAGAUGGAACGUAAAAAAGUAUAUACCACCUCAGAGAACUUCAAUGAAACCAGAUUUUAAAGAAUCACUUGAAACGCUGAAUGAAAGCUCUGGAGAAGAGAAGAAUGCUAAGAAGGAGGUACAAAAAAAAGAUGAAUUGCCUGAAGAAAAUAUUAAUACCUAA